Athene cunicularia (burrowing owl) is the source of this 2182-nucleotide messenger RNA. Its product is annotated as keratin, type I cytoskeletal 12-like. The record is from RefSeq and is a predicted model, not a curated record. Gene Ontology annotation, molecular function: structural molecule activity. The transcript is spliced from 8 exons. Bases 159 to 1766 code for a protein of 535 amino acids. Lineage: Eukaryota; Metazoa; Chordata; Aves; Strigiformes; Strigidae.
AACUGACUUUCCCUCCAAACGAGAGAGAAAGAAUUAAAAGAUCUUCCCAGGAGGUGGGGACUACCACCGCAACACCCGCUGCCUGCCCUCUAUAAAGGCCGAGGCGCUCUCUGAGCUCCUGGCUCCGCAGCGCGUGCUCUCACCGGGCCCCCAGCACCAUGGCCUACUCCGUGCGCACCAGCGGGGGAUCCCGGCACUUCUCUUCUCGGAGCGGCCUUGGAGGGGGAUCUCUGAGAAUGGCUGGUUCUAGCGGUGGAGGGGGCUUCGGCGGCGGCGGACUUGGGUUUGGGGGGGGGUCUGGUGGAGGGUUUGGUGCUGGUUCUAUGCUUGGGUCGGGCUCUGGCCUCAGCGGGGGUUUGGGGAGCAGCUUAAGUAGCGGCUUUGGGAGCAGCUUAAGCAGUGGGUUUGGGGGAGGCUUUGGGAGUGGUUUAGGUGGCGGCUAUGGAAGUGGCUUAGGCAGUGGUUUUGGUGGAGGGUUGGGAAGUGGUUUUGGCAGCGGCUCAGGAGCUGGUUUUGGAGGCGGCUUUGGUAGCAGCUCAGGAGCUGGUUUUGGAGGCGGCUUUGGUAGCGGCUCAGGAGCUGGGUUUGGAGGCGGCUUUGGCACUGCCAGUGCUGGGGAUGGCGGCCUUCUUUCUGGCUCAAAAAAAGAAACUAUGCAGAACCUCAAUGACCGUCUGGCUGCUUAUCUGGACAAAGUGCGAUCUCUGGAGGACGCCAAUACGGAGCUGGAGUGCAAAAUCCGUGAGUGGUAUGAGAAAAACGGCCCCGGCACUGGCAUCCCUGGAUCUGGGAAUGACUACAGUAAAUACUGUCCCAUAAUCGAAGAUCUUCGAAACAAGAUCAUUAAUGCAACUAUCGACAACGCAAGAAUCAUUUUGCAGGUCGAUAAUGCCCGACUGGCUGCUGAUGAUUUCAGACUGAAAUAUGAGAAUGAAGUGGCUCUUCACCAGAGUGUGGAAGCUGACAUCAAUGGUCUGCGCAGAGUUCUUGAUGAGCUGACCUUGACAAGAGCUGAUUUGGAGAUGCAGAUUGAAAGCCUGAAUGAAGAACUGGCUUAUCUCAAGAAGAAUCAUGAAGAGGAGCUUCAGGGCAUCCAAAGCACUACGAUUGGCCAAGUCAGCGUUGAAAUGGAUGCUGCUCCAGGAAUUGACCUGACCAAGCUUUUGAAUGACAUGAGGGGCCAGUACGAAGUCAUCGCCGAGCAAAACCGUAAAGAGGCUGAAGCGUGGUUCAAUGAAAAAAGUGGGGAGCUGAAAAGAGAAAUCUCCACCAACACUGAGCAGCUUCAGUCGGGCAAGAGUGAGAUCACAGAUCUAAAACGGACUCUCCAGAGCUUGGAAAUUGAACUACAAUCUCAGCUUGCCAUGAAAAAAUCCCUCGAAGACACUUUAGCAGAAACAGAAGGAGGUUACUGUGCUCAGCUUUCACAAAUGCAGCUUCAGAUCGGGAACCUGGAGUCUCAGCUGCUUCAGGUCAGGGCUGACAUGGAGCGCCAGAACGCGGAGUAUCAACAACUUCUAGACAUCAAGACUCGCCUGGAAAUGGAGAUUGAAACCUAUCGUCGCCUUCUGGAUGGCGAGUUUGUGAGCGCAGGGCAGGCAGUUACAUUUGAAAGCUCACCCUUGACAGGGUCCAAGUCACAAACACAAUCACUGGAUUCUUCUCAGGAUCCUACCAAAACUAGAAAGAUCAAGACAAUUGUCGAAGAAGUGGUAGAUGGAAAAGUUGUGGCAUCCCACGUUAAGGAAGUUGAAGAGAAGAUAUAAGACACCAUCGGACAUUGCAAAGGAUCUGUUGACUCCGUGUUUUUUCAAAGCCCAAAUGGAUAAAUAGCUUUGUUCUUUCACAUGACAUGAUAAAAAUAGAUUGGCUUUUUACUAAGAUUCUUUUACUCAAAACAAAGCCUGCAUUUUCAUUCUUAGCAGUCAUGCAAUAUAUUUUCUGCCUCAGUCUAUUGGUAUUACCUCUAUUAUUUUUGCAGUGUUGUUUAAAUCACCAGGUCUUUGUUCAGUAACUAGAAAUACGGUGCACACAGGCACUUAAAUAGAUAAGCUUUUUAAUAAUUUUUAGGAUAAUUUUGCUAUUCUAACCUAUUUUUUUCUGUUUUCUUGACUAAUAAAAAGGACUCAGCAAGCUUUAAGAUAUUAGUCUCUCUUUAUUCUUCAUUUAGCACUGCUCCUCC